Acytostelium subglobosum LB1 is the source of this 5274-nucleotide messenger RNA. RefSeq lists its product as hypothetical. Lineage: Eukaryota; Evosea; Eumycetozoa; Acytosteliales; Acytosteliaceae. Gene Ontology annotation, molecular function: actin filament binding. The transcript has 3 exons. The record is from RefSeq and is a predicted model, not a curated record. The coding region runs from base 1 to 5274 and encodes 1757 amino acids. Gene Ontology annotation, biological process: cell adhesion.
AUGGAACAGUUAUUGGAAGCUAUCAGUGAUGCCGUCUCAUCGAUGGUGUUAUACUCGGUAGAGGCUGACGAGACCAAUGCCGCCAUUCCAAACAUCUUGCCAGGUGCUCACUCUGUAAAGACUACCGUCGACUACUUGGUCGACUUGGCCGAGAGAUCUGCAGGAUUAUGGAUGAACUUCAAUCAACCAGAUAUGAAGACAAAGAUGUUGGAAUCAUGCGCCAACAUUAGACAAGCAUGUAAUGAUUUGUUGGAGUCGGCAACGAUUCUUUCAAACAUGCCAUUCAACAAGCCUGCAAAGAGAACGUUGUUGAAGUCGGCCAAGGGCAUCAUGGAGCACAUGGUCGUGCUGUUGCAACAGGCCGAUCUCUACGAGGUCACGCGUCUCAUAAAGAAGGCCCGCGUCACAGACGCCAAGCUAAAGGUGCUGAUCGGUCUGGACCCGGGCGAGUCCUUCUUUGCCCAGGCCGCGCAGGACUUUGUCACGGCCACCAUCGAUCUGGGCAAGAUCGUCAACAAGCGCAUGACAGAGAUCGAUGACUUUGGAUGCAAGCGCAGGUUCGAGGAGGCCAACACUGGCAUCAAGGUCGAGGUGCCCGUCGUCCUGCAGUACUAUGCACUGUACCAGCGCGACCCCAACGACAAGCACAACCUCAACCUCGGCGCGCAGGUUGCCCGCAAGAUUUUCGACCUGAUCGAGGAGAUCAUCACCGUGGCGCGUCUCUCUGCCAAGUCUCCAUUCGAUCUUUCCAUGAUCUCUGGACUCGACCUCCGUGACGAGGAUGAUCUGCGCGAUGCUGCCAUCCUCAUUGCACAUGAGCGUGAGAAGUUGUUGUCAGCAAUUGAAUCUGGCGAUGGAAAGGAAGCAUCAAGAGCAUUGAAGGCCAUAAAGAAGGGAUUGAAUGAUGAAAUUGUUAUUUCAAAGGCGUUGGCAAAGUCUGCCGACAAUCCUAUCCAGAGAAGACGUAUGGAGCAUGCUGCACAGAAUGCACAGCGAUUGUUGGACUCGAUCAUUGCAGAGUUUGGACAGGCUGUUGAGGAGCUGCUGGCCCGCCCAGACAAUGCUCGUCUCUUGCACGCCCUCCAGGAGAACCUGGGCACGAUCAAGUCGGCCAGUGACCUCAUGGUCACCAGCUCGGCCAAGCUCACCUCAACCGACGUUGCCGACGCCGAGCGCGACCUCGAGCUGUCGAUCGAGAAGAUGAAGAGCGACAUUGCUCGCGGCGACUUUGUUGCCUCGCAGCACGACCUUGCCGAGAUCAGAGAGAACUUCAACAACGUGCUCACCUACCUCGACGGUCUGAUAAGCGCCACAGAGGACCCCAUGAUCAAGGCCCACAUCGAGAAGGUGGCCCACGACACUAGGUCCAGAGGCACCGCCCUCCUCGCCAGAAUCGAGGCUCUGCAGGCCAAGGCUGCCAAGAACCCACACGACCAGCAGACCAUCAACGAGCUCAACGCCGCUCUUACCGAGCUGCAGCAGAUGGGCCGUGACGUUGUCAAGUCCACAUCGAUUGGAACCUCCAACGACCUCUACCACAAGACUACAUCGAUCGAGGAGCAGCUGGCCAAGCUGCGUCAGAACGCCCUCGACGGCAACAAGAAGGAGGUUCAGUCAUCGCUGCGUGCCAUCCGCAAGGGUUUGUACGACGAGAUCAAUCUGGCCAAGUCCAUUGCUCGUACCACCGACGACGAGCAGGUCAAGGAGGCCCUCGAGGCCGCCAUCUUGGAGGCCGAUCAGAAGUUGCAAUCAAUGAUUGAGGACUUGUACAAGUUUGCCCAGGAGACCGUGGACGACCCGUCCAACACCCGUGCCGUCCAAUCAUUGGACGAGAUCAUCUCGAGCAUCGACAACCUCAACUCCAACCUGGUUGGCGCCGUCAGCCGCGACCUCGUCGAGCACAACACCCGCGACAUGGAGUCCAAGAUCUCUGCGCUUGCCAGCGCCAUCAGACAUCAACAGAACGACGUUGCUGUCUCGACUCUCAAGGACAUCAUCCACGACAUUAAGCGACAGGUUGCCGUCUCGCAGCCCGCUGCAUCAUACAUCGCCGUCUCGGAUCAGGACCGCGCACAACGUGUCCGCGAUCGCGCUCAGGAGCUGACCGAGGGUGGUCCCGCCUUGGUCAAGGCUGUCAAGGAGGUGAUCACCAACUUCACUGCCGAGAACCAGACUGCCGUCGCACAACAGAUUGCCCACAUCCUCGACACGAACCACGAGUUCACCAACGCCGUCCUGCUCACCACCGAGCAGGAGAUCCUCGAGAACGCUGCCAAGAUCGACGCUGACAUGCGUCGCAUCCGUCAGAAGUUGGACGCAGGCGAGCCAGUCAACAUUGGCGAGGUCAAGGCACUCGUCAGGAAGAUGAACAAUCAGAUCAAGCUGGCUCAUCAGCACGCCAACAACCUCAAGGACCCCAAGGCCAAGCAGCACCUGCUCGAGUCGACUGAGCAGCUGAACCGCCUCGUCUCACUGUUGGUCGAUGCAUGCAAGAACUCAAUGAACGACCCCGAGACCCAGCGCCAGCUCGCCGCUCUCUUGGACGGCGUCGCCAAGGCUAACAUGGAUCUGUUCAACAAUGGCGCCAAGAUGUCUGCCGCCGACGAGCUCGUCUACGGCACACCCAACCUGCUCAAGCUCAUCAGCCGUUUGGAGGAGGCCAUCGCUUCAGGCGACCCCGACGCAAUCCGUGCCGCCCUCAAGGAGCUGCAGACCGAGAUUGCCAAGCAGCUGUUCUUGGCACGCAUUGCCGAGAGCUCAAUCGACGACCCAGAGCGCAAGAAGCAGUUGCAGGACGCCAUCCUGCAGCUUGAGAUGUUGAACAACUCACUCUACCCAUCAGUCAUGGACUUCUUGGCCGACCCCAACAACCCAUUGGCCCGCGAUAGCCUCAACCAGCUUCUCCGUCGUCUCAAGGAGGGAGUCGAGAACGUGUCUGCCGCCGCAUCCACUCGUGAUCUCGAGUCCAAGUCGUUGGCCGUCGCCAAGGAGCUCACCAAGCUCGAGGCUGCCGUGCACAACAACAAGCAAUCCGAUGUCAACGAGCAUCACCAGAAGGCGCUGCAGGGCAUCAAGCAUCAGAUCCAGCUCUCCAAGCACAUCGCCGAGCAGACUAACAACCUGCCACAGAAGCGCGCCAUCAUGGACCUCACUGACCGUCUGGAGAAGCAGGCUGUGAUCCUGUCCAACGCCGUCAAGGAGUCAAUGGCCAACCCCAACAACGCAGCUGCCCGCGCCAAACUUUCCGAGGCCACCGCCGCAACUCGCGUCCUCAUGGCUCAGCUCAUUGCCGCCUCGUCCAACAAGGUUGCCGAGGAGCAGGUUGCCGCCACUGCCGCCUCGAUCAAGAAGGAUUUGCAGCACUUGGUCGACACCAUCAACACUGGCACUCCGGACGAUGUUCAGUCGGCCGUCGGCUCGUUCAAGGAGGGCGAGAUCAAGCAGAAGCUUGAGCAGCUCAAGGCCUACAACGAUCACGUCCAGGAUCCAUUCCUGAAGCGUACAAUCCGUCAAGCUGUCCAGGAGCUCGAGAAGAACGUCAACGACACCAUCACCCAGGCUGACAAGAUCUCUGGCAAGCCCACACCAGACUCACUCAGACAGCUCAAGAACUUGGCCGAGGCAUCGUCUGCCUCGUCCGACCGUGUCAUCAAGGCUGCCACCCCCUCUGCUGAGGACCGCAUCCUGUCACAGGCUGUAAAGAUCUCCGAGACUCUGGACCGUGUCCAGGCCUCCUCAAAGAAGGGUUCAAAGCCCGACGUGGAAAACAACCUCAGAGAUCUCCGCGAUGAGGUCAACGACACUGUUCAGCUCAUCAAGCAGGCCGCUGACAACACCCGCGAUCAGCAAAAGAAGGUCGCCCUCAACGACCUGGCCGAGAGACUAAAGAAUGCCCAGCAGCCAUUGGCCGCCGCUGCCAACACUGCCGCCGAGCGUCCCAACGACGCCAAGGCCCAGGCAGACCUUGCAGCUGCCAUCCAGAGCACCAAGGAGAUCCUUGGCAAGGCAGCCACCACCGCCUCCAGCAGCCCAAGCUCCCUGGUCGAGGACACUGUGCUCAAGGCCAACAAUGACAUCAAUCGUCUGCAUGCUUCUGCACAGACUGGCGACCAAAAGUCGAUCGGCGAGGCUGUCAAUGCCGUGCAGGACUCUGAGAAGCGUCUGAAGUUGAUCGGAGGUGCCACUCAAGACGCCAACAUCAAGCAAUCAUUGGACGCACUCAACAACACCAUCCCAAUUUUGGUUGGCGCUGGCAACACAUUGAUCUCCAAGCCAGGCGAUGCCCAAGCCAAGCAACUUAUCGACACUCACUCCAAGCGCGCAAUUGAGCAGCUGUCCAACACAUUGUCGCUGGCCAACUCCAAGCCCGAGGAGCACAUCAUUGCCAACGGCAGCGUGGUCAACAACGAGCUGGACAACCUCGCCAAGCAGGCCAAGAGCGGAGACAAGAAGGCCGUCGAGUCGUUUGCCGAGACCUCCCAAAAGGCUGCAUCUGAGCAGGCUUUGCUGGCCCGUGCCCUGGCCUCUCAGACCGAGAACCAACAGCGCAAGCAGGAGCUCAUCAACAAGGCCAACGCCUUGGAGCAGGCUCUGCCACAGAUCGAUGCACUUGCCAAGUCCAUCCAGAACAACCCCUCAGACAAGGCUGCCGUGGACAAGCUCGAUGGCUUGACACAGUUGAUGAAGAGCAACAACCAGAAGAUUGUCAACGAGGCACUCGGAGAGAAGGCAGACAAGGAGGCCAAGGAGCGUGCAAUCAUCGCAGAGCAACAGAGACAGGAACGCGAGCGUCAUGAGCGCGAGGAGAAGGAGCGUGCCGAGCGUGACGAGGUCAUGGCCGCCGCCCAAAAGAUCCAAGAGAGAACCAAGGAUCUGGUCAAGGACAACAGUAGCGAGGGCAAACUGUACAAUACUGCACACGGCAUUGCCGGCCUGAUGGCAGCCCUCUCCGAGGCCGCCGCCAGCAACAACAAGAAGGGCAUGCUCACCACCUCGAAGCAGCUGUCCGAGCAGGUCACCAUCUACCUGCAGCAGGCCAAGGAUACUGCAGCCAAGUGCACAGACCCCAAGCUGCGCGAGCAAAUCAUCACGGCCGCUCAGGCCGCACGCAACUGGACCGUGCAGCUCAAGAUCAUUGCCGCCGUCAAGGCAGCCAGUGAGGAGGAUGACUCCAACACCAACAAGCAACAGCUCGUCAAGUGUGCCAAGGGUCUGGCCAAGGCUGUCGUCCAAACGAUCAAUGCCGUCGAGAUUGGACAGAUCAGAGCUAAAUAA